AACUCAACGUAAAACACAGCAGACACUCAACUAAAUCGUUUAUUCUGUUAUAAUUAAUUUGGAAAAAAAAAUAACAAUAAUUAUUGAAAAGUCUAAAUUAUUGCUCAAAUAUGCCGAAAAGUGAUGAUAACGAACAGACUAUAGCAGCGAGAAAAAGGUUGAAAUUUAUUCUAGAAGAUGGACGUGACAUAUUAGUUGACAGAAGCAGAGUUAAAGAUUUUCCUGAAUGGUUUGACGAAGAAUUAUUUAAACGUGGCCAAAAAUGGUACAUUGAUAACUUGUACACGGUGUUCAUAACAAAUUUGAUAGGUUUAUUAUUGGUACUAUCUAUACCCACUGUUUGCGACGUUGUUGUACUCACUAACAAGUCAAAUACACCUUGUAAAGCCUAUAAACGAUAUUUUGACACACUACGUCAUUCUUUAAAUUGGUAUACUUAUGAUAUAAAAGAUUUCAAAUCAGAAUCUCAAAAAUCAAUUUCAAUAGUGCAUGGACUUCAUGGUUCAUCGAGUCGUCUUGCCAGUAAGCAUGGGUUGGGUGCCCGCGUAACACAAACGGACAUGUCAUUAUCACAGUUUGUAUUCAUGGGAUUAAUUUUAGUGCGAAAAAAAGAACUAUCUAUUAAUUGUACAGACGAAGAUGAAAUAGCCAUCAUACAUUUGUGGCGUACUUUAGGAUACUUUUUGGGUAUUCAAGACAGAUUUAAUUUAUGCCAAGGCACUUCAGAGGAAGUUCGUAAUCUUUGCCAACUAGUUUUGAGUGAUGUUUACGCUCCAUACCUCAAACAGCCACCAAGAGAUUUUGAUGUCAUUGCAAGAUCAUUGAUUGAUGGUUUCAAGCCAAUUAUUCCCAUCAUUGACGUUGAAGUCAUGAUAAAUUUGACAAAUGAGCUGUGUGGUUUGCCUAACAAAAAAAUUGUUAGUUGGUAUAACUUGUGGCUUUACAACGUUCAUAAAUUCAUUCACAAUUUUCUAUUUACAAUACCAUGGUUACGCAGCAUUUCAUUAUCAGUCUUCAAUAUCCUAUUGAAAUUUUCACUAUGGCUUAAUUCCAAUUUUCCUAUAAUCGCAGCAAUUCAGCUGGGUCAAGAAAUUUAUGAUACUGAAGAACCAAAACCAUUAAUAAGAUAAUUAUUCACAUUGCUACGGGAAAUUGUACAUCUCAAACAAAUAACUUAUUAAUAUUUUGCUAAAAAUAAUGUAAAAUAUAAUUAAAUAAACAAUUUUUAAUAUCAAAA
This is a messenger RNA of Daktulosphaira vitifoliae (grape phylloxera), 1237 nucleotides long. RefSeq lists its product as uncharacterized. The record is from RefSeq and is a predicted model, not a curated record. The transcript is spliced from 5 exons. Bases 111 to 1130 code for a protein of 339 amino acids. Lineage: Eukaryota; Metazoa; Arthropoda; Insecta; Hemiptera; Phylloxeridae.